AUGAGUGAGCAAACUGGGAAACGGGUGAAAAUGUAUACACACUUUGGGUAUAAAAGUGGAAACUUUUGGGAGAAUAAGCAAGGACCUUCACAUUCUUCUAUUACUCAAUUCAUUAUGAAUUCUAAAUUCCUUCUCUGCGUCCUCGCCAUUGCCAUGUGCUCAAUUGUUCGAGAAGCUUCUGCCCAAUAUUAUGGAUAUGCUUCAUCUUAUUAUCCAUCAUACUAUGGAGGAUAUGGAUACGGAGCAUAUGGAGCUUAUGGAGGAUAUGGAUUUGGAUCUGCAUAUGCUGGAUAUUACGGAAAGAGAGAAGCUGGAUUUGGACCUACUCAGAACUAAACUGAAUAUGUUUCGAAUGUGUACGAAAGUUCUGAAAUGAAUGAUUUUCUGAAUUU
This is a messenger RNA of Caenorhabditis elegans, 392 nucleotides long. It is a transcript of the gene fipr-5, whose product is annotated as FIP (Fungus-Induced Protein) Related. Lineage: Eukaryota; Metazoa; Nematoda; Chromadorea; Rhabditida; Rhabditidae. The coding region runs from base 1 to 336 and encodes 111 amino acids. The transcript has 2 exons. The record is from RefSeq and is marked reviewed.